Molecule: messenger RNA, 817 nt
Organism: Macadamia integrifolia
Lineage: Eukaryota; Viridiplantae; Streptophyta; Magnoliopsida; Proteales; Proteaceae
Product: transcription elongation factor 1 homolog
Exons: 5
Coding region: 187-453 (88 amino acids)
Biological process (GO): transcription elongation by RNA polymerase II
Cellular component (GO): transcription elongation factor complex
Molecular function (GO): RNA polymerase II complex binding
Source: RefSeq, a predicted model, not a curated record
AGUGACACGCGCAAUCUUCACUAAAAAAAAAAAUUUAAAGAAAAAGAGACGUGCAAUCCCAACGGCGCACGUACCAAUACCCACACCUAUAUAUUUGGUAAUUGCUUGUGUUGACUGCUUAGUCUUUACCUUUGGUCAGGACGAUUGCUCUGUAAGUGCUACUAAAAGUAAAACUACUGCGGAGACAUGGGGAAAAGGAAGUCAAGGGCAAAGCCACCUCCGAAGAAGAGGAUGGACAAGCUUGAUACUGUGUUCAGCUGUCCAUUCUGCAAUCAUGGAAGCAGUGUUGAGUGUCGCAUUGAUAUGAAAAAUUCGAUUGGGGAAGCCAUUUGCCAUAUUUGUCAAGAGAGUUUCAGCACGACCAUCACUGCUUUGUCUGAACCCAUUGACGUAUAUAGUGAGUGGAUCGAUGAAUGUGAGCGAGUCAACAACCUUGAAGAUGAUGCUGCAUAGUGAACCCACCGAAAUGUUCCAUCUGUGACUUCAAUGGGUGGUAUAUGGUAGAGCUGUUCUCAAUCAUGUUUGCUCUAUCUGACUAGAUAGAUGUGGAUUGUGAAGUGAGAACGAUGAUAGUAUGUUUCAUAAGGCAUGCCGCAUAUACUUCGGCGUAUAGUAGGUGGUAGGGUAUGCUUGUUAAAGUUGGGAUUGUGAAGACACUGCCCAUGUGUAUAUCCAUCUUCCUAUGCGGAGAAACCCUACUCAGGUGGGAUAGACAAACGUAUCAUGUACGACCACUGUACUGAAGCCAAGUAUGUGUUUGCAUAAUAGCUUCUAUUUCUCCUUUUUAAAGUUUAUACAUGUGAUAAUGUUUUGAGCA